Molecule: messenger RNA, 1233 nt
Organism: Phymastichus coffea
Lineage: Eukaryota; Metazoa; Arthropoda; Insecta; Hymenoptera; Eulophidae
Product: PRA1 family protein 3-like
Exons: 4
Coding region: 220-822 (200 amino acids)
Cellular component (GO): membrane
Source: RefSeq, a predicted model, not a curated record
UGUAGUUGUGCGCUAAAAAGUAUGUGAUAAGGCAUAGUCGCUAUACGUUUGUAAACAUACUUCUAAAAUAAAAACAGAUAAUUCGGAUCAUGUAAUAUACGUCAGUAAAUUACUCGAUUGGUACUGUUUUAUAUACUAAUCGAGCACAGGUUAGGUUUCUGUUCGGUAAGUUUCGAGUUUCGCAGUCGAGUGUCACAGCUCGAAAUAGACGAACGCAUAAUGGGAUAUAGAAGUACCAGGGACGUCGGCGAUACCGACCUAGAGUUACCUCCUCUACGAAGUAUCAAUGAUUUCAUCCUCGAGUCUGCCAGAUUUCAGAUUCCAAAUGUAAAAGAUCUCGAUAAAUGGGGCAAUCGUGUCGUUAACAAUUUGCUCUAUUACCAGACCAACUACUUUUUCACCAGUGCUGUCAUUUUUAUUCUUGUCGGUUUGAUUCAUCCUAUGAAAAUGCUGGUUGGAAUGGUAGUGAGUGGCCUCACCAUAUUGGCCUUUGCCUAUAUUUCAACAGAAGGAAGAGCAGUACAUAAUUUUAAAAAAAAAUAUCCUGGUGCUGGAAUUUUGCUGAUGUUAAUGGCUGGUUGUAUUCUCACUUAUACUUUGGGUUCUCUCCUUGUAUUUUUACUUGGUAUUCUAUUACCAUUUUCUGUUAUAUUUGUACAUGCCUCGUUGAGGCAGAGAAAUCUGAAAAAUAAAGUCGUUAACAAAAUUGAAGGAAUUGGCCUAAAGCGAUCUCCAAUGGGGAUAUUCUUGAACCAACUUGAUGACUUAAGUGGUUUAGCUUUGAAAGCGCAAACUUCGUUUUUACAAAAAGUUGAUCAGUAACAAAUCUCUCAUGGAAUGAAGUACUUAAAUUCAAGGAAUGCUACAUAUAUUCUACAACGGAUCUCUUCAAUUAACAAGUUUUGCAAAACCAAAGACAUUACAAAAACUGAACUCAGUUUUGACACUCCAAAUUGUCAACACUUAAUUGUAUCACCAAAUAAGCUUUCCAUCAUCAUCAUGUUUUAAGUUAAUUAAUAUUUUUAUUUUCGUUCUUGUAUUAAGUUUCGAAAAUGUUUGUUCUGUUAUAUUUAUACACAUAGCUAUUGUAUUAAAUAAGAAUUUUAUAUAUGAUAAUUAUCAAAUUCUGUAGUUAAGUAAUUAUCACAUUUCUAACAAAUUAUUUAUACGUAAAUGUUUGAACUUGUUUUAUAUUUCUAUAUGAGAAGCACUUGAUGUUGAAUAAAAAUUAGU